AUAGCAAGAAGUCUAUGAAUUAUUCAAUGACAAAACCUGUCAAAUCUGUCAAACGCAAUUUAUUUGCAUUUUAAAUCGCUUUUACCAAGUAAGUUUAACUUAAAACUACCCAAGUAUUAUUUAAAAUUGUUAACGAUAUCAAUAUAAACCGUUUAAUUAAUUCCCGAUGAUCGAUUAAGUCGAAUUACGUCAUCACAAAGUUGUCGGUUGAAAAAAAAGGUUGAAGUUGUCGGGCGUGCGUUCAGUUCGAUUUAUGUUCUAAAAAAAACGCCUUUUCAACCCCGAAUUAUAGUGUAUUCCGUUUAUUUGAACUUAAAUAUCGAGCGACAAUGAAGGCGAGUGGACCUGAUAGAAAAGCGGAAUUGGAACGGAAAAAAGCUAAACUUAGAGCGAUACGUGAUGAGAAAGAACGAAGACGGAAAGAGAAGGAGCAUAAGGAUAUCGAGGGUGCUACGGGGAAUAUCCUUUCGGGAGCUGCAGGAGAUAGUUCAAGCCGAGAAUUGGAUGAGAUGCUUAGUUCUUUGGGGGUGACGCCGGUUUCGGAGGUUUUAUCAAGUAUUUCUAGUGCACAAUCGCUUACUCCAAACGAUAGUAGGAACCACACUCCUGAUACUUCGUUACAACCUAACAGUUUACCAAAUAACGUUGGACAUAAAAAACGUAUGCCAACGUUGACCUUGGUACCGGGUCAACCGACGAAUAUCCCCCCUAAAGAAGUUGUCGUUUAUACGAAACAAACCCAAACGAACGUUUCUGGACCAGAAAGGGACGGUAAGUUAAAAAUUUAA
Onthophagus taurus is the source of this 788-nucleotide messenger RNA. NCBI's taxonomy places the organism in Eukaryota, Metazoa, Arthropoda, Insecta, Coleoptera, Scarabaeidae. The record is from RefSeq and is a predicted model, not a curated record.